CCCCCUCGACACAGUACCACCACAUCACAUCGCACACACACACACACACCAUCGCGCAUCGAUGUGUGAUGCCCGGCUGCCUCCAUCCGCUGGCUGAUCGCGUCAUCGUCACCGUCAUCGCCACGACGCCGGGCUAAUGCGUCCACGCCGUCGCUGACUCGAACUUUUCCCCCUCCUCUCGACCACCCCCGACUUUCGCAACCCGCCCGCCUCCUCUUUGCUCCCGAGCUGCCUGGGCAGCUCACUUUCAAGACGUCUUCCUCAAAGAAGCGAAGGCUCGCCCGCCCCCUUCCCUCGUCAAAGGAUCCAGACGUCGCCAGCUCGCCCUCGCCCGACACCGCCCUGCCCUCGUGCGAACCCGACGACAACCCGGCCUUCUCCUUCUCUGCGGCCUCUGGGCUCGACUCGCCUCUCUACAACCGUGCCGACUCCCUGCCCGCCUCCAGCCUGCCCCCGCGGCUCCAGACGCACGCCGGCUCCCUCGUUUCCGCAGACUACGCCUCCUCCGUGGCCUCGUCGUCGCCCUGUGCAUCGGCGUACGCUGAGCUCUCCCUCGAGAGCGACCGAGGGGCCGAGGAGACUGCUUCGGCCCGGACCGCCACCCGAAGCCAGUCCCCGUUUCGCGUCUCGAGGAGGGCCAUUAUGAACGGCGAUGCCGAGCUGCCUCACCGUUCCUCCUCGCCACUCAAACGACGGGCCUCCAUUAUGGACCACGAACCAGAUGCUCAUAAGAACGGCGACGGUUCCGAAAUGGCCGCCACUCAAACUACCGGCGAGGGGGCUAUCCCCCCCGGCGGCUUCCCUCGCGCUAUGAGCGUUGAUGUCCCGGACGCCCAGGCCUCUGGACAUGUCGAUGAUAUUUCGCCGCAGCCCCCUCCUCCACUACAGGAGCAGAUCAAGAUUAUUGAGACCCUACUGAAGGCGUUUGCCGAGGCUCCUGUCCAGGAAGGGAACACGGCAUAUUUGGUGUCCCGCUCAUGGGUGGACAAAGCCCUUGCCCUCCGCGCCGACUCCAAGACAUCCAAGCUGGCUUCUGAGGGUACCCCUCUGGGCCCUGUCGACAAUUCUGAUAUCAUUGAGGAGACUCUCAAAGAUGCUACCGGGAGGGACUUUGUCCGCCUCAAAUCGGGCUCUGGGCUCGAGUCCUUUGAGUUGUUUCCCGAGGACGCCUGGAAAUUGGUCGUUGCAUGGUACGGCAUCCAGGACGGACAGGUUGCCAUCAUUCGGGCUGCAGUCAAUACGGCCGACAGCAAGCAAGCCCCACCAAACAUCAUGUACGAGUUUCACCCGCCUGUUUUCCGUGUCCAUCGACUCUGGUCGGAAGUCAGCCCUCUGCCGAUCGAGCAGAGCCUCAAAGCCAGCAAUCCGCCACCCUUGCUUGUUGCGAAAAGCGCCACCACCCAUGCGCAGGGCUUUCUGAAGGAACUCAAAGCUCUCGCCAGCAUCCCGAAAGACCGUAAGAUUCGAUUAUUUACGCUUGCACCCGACUUUCAGCCUCCGAAUAGUCCGCUCGAGCAGCGUUCUGCUCUCACACCUCCGGACUCGCCGGAACGGUCCCUCAGCCAGGGAGCGUGGUCUCAUCUUCUCCUGAGCAUUGUGGCGUUCGGAUCUGCUCGCUCGCAUAGAAGCCAGGUACAACUGGCCGAUCAGACGAUUAAUGACAAAUUCAACGGCCAAACUGCUCUCCAGCAUUACGGGUUGACUACCGACUGCGUUCUGAUCAUCGAUGAGGCUAUCGGAAGUAGUUGGGUCAGCUUGUAUACGGGCAGUGAGAAGAUUUCCCCAAAGUCAAUGCCCUCUAGGGGCGCUUUGUCCCUGUCGUCAAAACCAAACAGCAACCGAAGCAGCCCAGGCCGAGACGGGCCCGUCACCCGGGCUCGAGCGCAAAAUAAACGCUUUGGCCGGAAUUCCGGGGCUGUUGGUUUGCAUAAUCUGGGUAACACUUGCUACAUGAACUCCGCACUGCAGUGUGUCCGGAGCGUCGAGGAACUUUCCAAGUACUUCCUCACUGAAUCAUACCUUCGCGAGAUCAACCAGACCAACGUCCUCGGCUACGAGGGAAGGGUAGCCAGCGCAUAUGGAAGCCUCUUGGGGGAAAUCUAUGACGAGGGCCGUGGCUCCGUGAGCCCUCGGGACUUCAAGUCCACCGUGGGCCGUUGCCGGCCGACAUUCUCUGGAUGGGGUCAGCAAGACUCUCAGGAGUUCCUGGGGUUUCUUCUCGAUGCACUUCAGGAGGAUUUGAGCCGAAUCAAGAAGAAGCCAUACAUUGAGAAGCCCGACUCCACCGACGACAUGAUUAACGACCCGGAAGCAAUCCGCAAGAUGGCAGACGAGGUUUGGGACAUCACCCGCAAGCGCGAUGACUCGGUCAUUGCGGAUCUCUUCACUGGCAUGUACAAGUCGACCCUCAAGUGCCCAGAGUGCGGCAAGAUCAGCAUCACGUUUGACCCCUUCAACAACCUGACGUUGCCAUUGCCGGUUCAGAACAUGUGGGUCAAGGCCGUCAAGUUCUUUCCGCUCAAUGACGUCGCGGUGAAGAUUGAGGUCGAGCUACCGAAACACAGUUCUGUCGAUGCGCUGAAGCAGUUCAUCUCCGAGCGGACCGGCGUACCGGUGGAGCGUCUGAUGGGUGCCGAAGAGUUCAAGGAUCGCUUUUUCAAGAUUUACGACGGCAGCCAUGACAUAUCCGAAGAGAUUCAGCACACGGAUACGCCGACAAUGCACGAGCUGGACGCAGUGCCUACAAAUUGGCCGAGUAAGGUCCCGCGCAAAAAGUACAGGUCUAUGCUGGAUAUCGACUCGCCACCAGAGUCCGCCGAUUCGGAUGACGAGCAGUCUGAGACCCUCGUGGUCCCUCUCCUCCACCGCCGUCCCCAAGUUCCUGGCCGCGGUCCGGAUGGCAUGCCACCGCCACAAUUCAUCACUCUGAACAGGAGAGAAGCAUCUAAUCUUGACAUGAUCCGUCGCAAGGUUCUUGAAAAGGUUGCCACGCUCACCACAUGGUCGACGCUUGCGGAUGCGGCGCACGAGAGCGACAAUGCAGAUUCUGCCGACGGAGACAUGAUCGUUACUACGGCAUCCGAUGCCGACUCUUCGGGAGACGGCAAAGUCGCGGCUCGUUCUGUUCAGGGCGAAGACGACAUGGUCGACGUGACGAUGCGCGAAGCCAGCGACAGCCACCCCAGUACCUCCAAGAUCUUGAAACAAUUCAACACGCGGCGCCCCAAGUUCAUCAGUCUGGAUACGUUUCUGGAUCCAGAGUUGCAGAACCUCUUCGAGCUCUCUUAUUUCAGAAGCGAUUCUGACGGCCCGGUCCCUACGGGCUGGUCCAGCGUCGACAAUACCAGGACGUUACCGAAGCUAACGGACCGCAUGCCUGAACCGAAGGAAGCCGAAGAGGAAAGCCCAGAGAGCGUUGGCAGCACCGGCUCCGGUAACGAAGACAGCAGCAACGAGGAUGAAGGCACCGAGGAGCCGGUCCAGACACGCAUGGCGGAAGAGUCAAGCGACGAGGAUGCAAAUCCGGUUGCUAGGUUCGCGGGUCGUCAUGGACGACAGUAUCAAAAGUCCGGGCCUGGCGGACGCAAAAAGUUCAAGGGCCACAAGAUGUACGGUAAGAAGGGCAACAAGCGACGAGAUAAGCAGAUGCGUGGCGGCAAGCAUGCGCACCGCGCCGCCCAAGUUGAGCCCCAGCCCAUGCCCCCUGCGGUCGCAGACGGUGGACCCCUGGUUCGGCUGCACGAGGGCCUCGUUGUCGACUGGAACGAAGAGGCCUGGGAGAUGGUCUUUGGUGACACGGGGCGACGAGGGAGCUCCACUGAGGGCGCCAAGACUUACUCGGACAUUGAAACGCUUCAUGACAACGCGCUCAAGCUUACGCAGAAGCGACGCCAAAGUCGUAAGAAUAAGGGCAUCACUCUGGAGGAAUGCUUGGACGAGUUUGAGCGAGCCGAGGUCCUGUCGGAGCAGGAUAUGUGGUACUGCCCGCGAUGCAAGGAACACCGCCGUGCAAGCAAGAAGUUUGAUCUGUGGAAGACGCCGGAUAUUCUUGUGGCGCAUCUCAAGCGGUUCAGCAGCUCGGGUUGGCGCCGUGACAAGCUCGACGUCCUGGUCGACUUCCCCAUCGAGGAUCUCGACUUGACCUCACGGGUCAUCCAGAAGGAAGACGGCAAGAAUGAGAUCUACGAUCUGAUCGCUGUCGAUGACCACUAUGGCGGCCUUGGCGGUGGGCACUACACUGCCUACGCGAAGAACUUCAUUGACGGACGCUGGUACAGCUUCAAUGACUCGUCAGUCCACGCCGUUUCUGACCCGACAAACGUGGUCACAAAUGCAGCGUACCUGCUGUUCUAUCGCCGGCGCUCCAGCAAGCAUCUAGGUGGGCCUCGUUUCGACGAAAUUUUCGCCAGGUACAACAAGGAGAGCUCCCAGUCGGAUGAAGAGGCGACGGACUCUAGCGAGGACGGCCGUGAGUCGACCAAGACAACGGUCAAGCAAGCUGUCAACGUUGAAGACGACGACCCGCCCCUGUACGACGGGCCCAUUCGGCGAAGCAUCGAGGACGACGGAGACGAGAUGCAGGAAAGUUAUCGGAACAUGGGGACCAAGUCUCUCGACAUGACGCAGGGCUGGAGCUUUGAAAGACUCUCUGGCAGCGGCGCCGAGGGCUCCAACACCGCCGACUGUGCCAGCGACGACGCUCAGUUCGAUUCGGGUGACGAGCGAGGCCACGAGCUCGCUGACCAGGACACGGAUAUGACGUCGGUGACGGUGGACGAGCCCGGGCGUUGGGAGGGACAAAACGUCCUGUCUGUGCCAGCUCAUGGCGCAGGCGAUCGGGACUCGGAGGAAGUCGCCGAGAUCCACUUGGAGGGGGACAAGGCUGGCCGAGGCCAGUAGAGGCCGCGAAGGCGGGUCAGGCCAUUCGUUAUAUGGCGAGGUAGCUAUCGCUUACCGCGAGUAACCAUGGCGGACCAAGCGGGUGGCCCGGCAGGCUGGGUGGGCGAGGCGAAAGUAAGCCGGCGGGAGGCGUCGGCAAAUGCAUGAGGAUAGGUUUAUGUGAGGAGGACAGGAGGAGGGGUUUCGUGAUGGCGGCGGAUGGCUGUGGAUAGAACUAGAGUCCUUCUACCCAGGCACCUGGGACGGCGUAUGGGCAUAGAGCGGCGAGCGGGCCGACGCAUGAUUGCAUGAAUAGCAUCGAGUACUUUUGUACACGGACAUAGGAACGGAGUCUGCGACUGGAGUCGCUUUCGUGUCUAG
Messenger RNA from Purpureocillium takamizusanense, 5259 nucleotides. Its product is annotated as Ubiquitinyl hydrolase 1. Gene Ontology annotation, molecular function: cysteine-type deubiquitinase activity. Bases 643 to 4899 code for a protein of 1418 amino acids. Gene Ontology annotation, biological process: protein deubiquitination. The transcript has 4 exons. Lineage: Eukaryota; Fungi; Ascomycota; Sordariomycetes; Hypocreales; Ophiocordycipitaceae. The record is from RefSeq and is a predicted model, not a curated record.